UUUCCCAUCUCCAUUUUCAUCAACCUUACCCAACAUGGCAGUCACUACAAUCCCUGAAGUAGUUCUCUCCUCCUCCUCUGGCCAAAGGAGAAUGCCAGUCAUUGGCCUUGGCACAGCUCCUGAAUCUGCAAGUAAGGUUAGCACAAAAGAUGCAGUCAUUGAAGCCAUCAAACAAGGUUAUAGGCAUUUUGAUGCUGCUGCUGCAUAUGGGGUGGAGCCAUCAGUAGGGGAAGCCAUAGCAGAAGCACUUAAACUUGGACUUAUUGCUUCCAGAGAUGAACUCUUCAUUACUUCCAAACUUUGGGUCACUGACAAUCAUCCUGAACUUAUUGUUCCUGCUUUACAAAAAUCACUAAGGACACUUCAGCUAGAAUACUUAGACCUCUUUCUUAUCCACUGGCCCAUUACUACUAAACCAGGAAAGGUUACCUACCCAAUUGAAGUAUCAGAGAUAUUGGAAUUUGACAUGAAGGGUGUGUGGGCAUCAAUGGAGGAAUGCCAAAGACUUGGCCUCACCAAAGCCAUUGGAGUCAGCAACUUCUCUAUUAAGAAGCUUGAAAAAUUGCUACCUUUAGCUACUAUCCCUCCUGCAGUGAAUCAGGUUGAAAUAAAUAUUGGGUGGCAACAAGAGAAGCUCAGAGAAUUCUGCAAGGCAAAGGGUAUUACCUUAACUGCUUUCUCACCUCUUAGGAAAGGUGCCAGUAGGGGAACCAAUCUAGUGAUGGACAAUGAUGUUCUCAAGGAAUUAGCAGAUGCUCAUGGCAAAACUGUUGCUCAGAUCUGUCUUCGAUGGAUAUAUGAGCAAGGGGUGACUGUUGCUGUUAAGAGCUACGACAAGGAGAGGAUGAAGCAAAACUUGCAAAUCUUUGAUUGGUCAUUGACUGAGGAUGAUUACAAGAAAAUAAGUGAAAUCUAUCAAGAGAGACUUAUCAAAGGACCAACCAAGCCUCUUCUUGAUGAUCUGUGGGAUGAUGAGCAGUGACCGAAAUCUGAAAUUCUCGUAUGCUUACUCUGAAUAAGGGAACAGUACUAUCAUCCUUCUGACGAUGCCAAACAUAGAAUGGGAUAUGGAAAGUUGAUAUGUUUUAGAUAUGGUUGUGGGAGUGUUCCUACCUUUUGCCUUUGUUUAGGUGCUAUGUAGUAUUGAAAAUUUCUAAAUUUAAU
Gastrolobium bilobum is the source of this 1164-nucleotide messenger RNA. Its product is annotated as NAD(P)H-dependent 6'-deoxychalcone synthase-like. The record is from RefSeq and is a predicted model, not a curated record. Gene Ontology annotation, cellular component: cytosol. The transcript is spliced from 4 exons. Bases 35 to 982 code for a protein of 315 amino acids. NCBI's taxonomy places the organism in Eukaryota, Viridiplantae, Streptophyta, Magnoliopsida, Fabales, Fabaceae. Gene Ontology annotation, molecular function: aldose reductase (NADPH) activity.